Messenger RNA from Truncatella angustata, 1235 nucleotides. RefSeq names its product retinol dehydrogenase 8. The record is from RefSeq and is a predicted model, not a curated record. Bases 317 to 1183 code for a protein of 288 amino acids. The transcript has 2 exons. Lineage: Eukaryota; Fungi; Ascomycota; Sordariomycetes; Amphisphaeriales; Sporocadaceae.
UGUGGGAGGUGCUGACAAAACAAAGUUUUUUAUGCUGAACAGGAGAAUUAUUCAACCCAACCAAUAAUAUUCAUAUCCGAGCUGGAUCACCUGCAAAUAGUUUAGUUGUAAUUAUUAGAAGACUUGGCGCACGAGAUCAGAAUGGGGUACGGGUAUAACGGAGUUAGGACGUCCUAAGUACGACUUCAGAUAUUCUGUACCUAGACAGCACAUAAACAGAAGCACUAUGAACGCCUACAAGAGCCGCAAAUAGAGCUGUUCUGGAUUGCUUUUCCCAUUGUAAACUUAUCACUCUUAACCAUUCACCCUUCCUAUCAUGGCCCCACUAGUCUGGCUCAUCACUGGUAGCUCUUCUGGUUUCGGCCAAGAAAUUGCCGUUCAGGCUCUCGAACGAGGGGACAAAGUCAUAGCAGCGGCUCGUGACGUCUCCAAACUAGAGAAGCUCAAGGAAGUCGGCGCGGAAGUUAUCGCACUCGAUGUCACAUCCGAUGCCAUACUUCUCAAGGAGACCGCAAGUACUGCCCACGGCUUCUAUGGAAAGAUAGAUAUUCUCGUCAACUGCGCUGGUUAUAACGCAGCAGGUGUAGUCGAGGAGUGCAGCCCGGACGAAGUCCUCGCCUCCUUCAACACCAACGUCUUUGGCCUCAUGGCCGUCACCCGCGCCAUCAUCCCUUACAUGCGCGCUCAGAAGUCCGGCACAAUCGCAAACUUCUCCAGCACAAUGGCCUGGACCGGCGCAGGUGGCCAAGCCCUCUAUUCGGGCGUCAAGGCCGCCACCUCGGUGAUCUCCGAAUGCCUCUCCGCCGAACUCAAGCCUUGGAAUAUCAGCGUCAUCUCCAUAGAACCAGGUUCUUUCCGUACAGACUUCUUGGCAGGUGGCCAUCUGACUCUGCCGAAGGCGCCGUUGAAGGAAUAUGAUGGGACGCCGGCAAGGCAGGUUAUUGAGUAUAUGGGAUAUUUCGAUGGGAAGCAGCCGGGGGAAGUAGUGAAGGGGAGUAGGAUUGUUGUGGACGUGUUGACAAAGAGUGGGAGUGCAGUGGGGAGGGAGAUUCCAAUGAGGCUGGCGUUAGGACCGGAUGCGUAUGAUACUAUAAAGGGGAAGUGUGAGCAGACGAUGGUUUUGCUUGAUGAGUGGAAGGUGAUCUCGACGGCAACAAAUCACGCUGAUGUUGAAGGUCCAUAGUCAUAAGUCAAAAAAUCAUUUACAAGCGAUUAAGAGACUUUUGAAGCUACCA